GCCAUUUUCUCCUUUUCUUUCGUCUUCACCACGUCUUCCCUCUUUCUCUCUCUCACCUGUCAUCGCUCGCUGACAACACCGAAGUAGCACGUUAGCAGUGUGCUUACCGCGUUGUUCUGCAACCAAGGAAGCGAUUGAAAAAAGAAACGAAAACGGCCCCCCAAAGGGAAAAUGAUGCAAGGUGCCCCUCAGCCCCAGUCACAAGACUGGAAGAGCGACUCGAAUGUCAACAACUUUCGUAGCACAGGUGACGACAGCGUUCACACCGUCCCACCCGUGAAACCGGGGGAGCCGUCGCACAACGAGGACGUGGCCAACAGCGUUGAAAACCCAAUCGCGUACGAAUACGUGCCUACGCCCUUCAACCCCCCUCGCAUUGACCGCUGCCGUGUGGAUAACUUUCUGAUGCUGUUCAUUAUGGCGCUGAUGUUCAUCUUCGGCGUAGCGGCCCUCGCGACGCCCAUCGUGUCUUACUCCUCGCCUACCAUUUCCAUCUCGGUGGACUGCAUUUACGUCUGGGGCGUCUCCAGCGUCGGCACGCACCAGCGCAAUAGCAACCACGACGUCUUCUGCUACGACUUCACCCUCAAAUCCGAUGGCUUUGCGGCUCUCUUCAUCAUCUCUGUUCUUUUCAGCGUGGUGGGCUUUAUUCUGGCCUUAGUGCCCCUCAUCUGCGGUCGGGUGAUCUGCUGCCGCUUCUUGGUGCAGACGUUGAUUUUGCUGUGCUGGUUCUUUGUGAUGGUUGGGAUGAUCCUUGGCGCGCAGAUGCGCAACGAUGCGCUCUGCCGGUCCACGUCGCUCAAGAGCAUCGGCUUCAAGUACGGCCCCGCCUUCGGCCUCGCCGUGACGCUCUUCGUGCUCUUCACAAUAGUGAUUGGUGUUCUGAUUUUUUGGAUGAUUCGCUACCCGGCGAAGCUCCGCUACUAA
Molecule: messenger RNA, 927 nt
Organism: Leptomonas pyrrhocoris
Lineage: Eukaryota; Euglenozoa; Kinetoplastea; Trypanosomatida; Trypanosomatidae
Exons: 1
Coding region: 172-927 (251 amino acids)
Source: RefSeq, a predicted model, not a curated record